AUGAACCGAAAUUUUAUUUUUGUAUUCAUAUUAUUAGCUUCGCUUUCAAUAGUCAAUGCUAUUCCUAUUCCACAUAAACUUCUUAAACGAACAACCGAAUUUAUACAAUGUAAACAUUCACCAAUGCCGCCCCCACUCUCUAUAGUGAUUUCACCUGAUCCUGUCGUAUCUGGUAACACCGAGACUUUUACUGUUUCCGCAACAUUUGACCAAGAUAUUCCCGAUGGAACUGAUCUUACUGUUUUCUUUGACGAUUUUAAUACUGGAUCUAUUAUAGGGGAUAUCCAUAGGGUGCCUUUGUGUGAUGAUGAUGGAUGUCCAAAAGCUGGAAUUCAAUUCACUAAAACACUGGAUUAUUCGGAUGUACCUGAAUUACCUAACCCAUAUGAUAUUCUAGUUGGUAUUAUGAAAAAUACUGAUGUAUUGGCCUGUGCAAUUGCUCCUUUUAUUUUCAAGUAA
Molecule: messenger RNA, 459 nt
Organism: Rhizophagus irregularis DAOM 181602=DAOM 197198
Lineage: Eukaryota; Fungi; Glomeromycota; Glomeromycetes; Glomerales; Glomeraceae
Source: RefSeq, a predicted model, not a curated record